UAGGAUGUUUUCUUGAUGAUCAGAAGGAAAAAAACAACUAUUUUUACUGAUGCGAAAGACAAUACAACUGUUUUGGAGCUUAAAAAAAUGAUUGAAGGAAUCUUAAAAAUUCCUCCAACGCAUCAGCAGCUUUUCAACAAAGAAAACACUGAGAUGGUUGACGGAAAAUCACUGUCCGAUUACGGACUUAAUUCAAACUCGGCAAAAGCGCAAAGUCCUGCAUUAGUUGGACUUGCAUUACUUCAAGAGAAUGGUUCAUUUGAAAAACUAGAAAUAACUCCGUACUCUCAACCACCUGAUCUUCCUGAUGUUAUGAAGUCGCAAGAAGCAAAUGGACAAGAGCAGGCAUCUUGA
Cotesia congregata is the source of this 354-nucleotide messenger RNA. The record is from the annotation of a GenBank genome assembly. NCBI's taxonomy places the organism in Eukaryota, Metazoa, Arthropoda, Insecta, Hymenoptera, Braconidae.